Lindgomyces ingoldianus is the source of this 669-nucleotide messenger RNA. RefSeq lists its product as uncharacterized. The transcript is spliced from 5 exons. The record is from RefSeq and is a predicted model, not a curated record. Gene Ontology annotation, cellular component: nucleolus; cytosolic small ribosomal subunit; ribosome. Lineage: Eukaryota; Fungi; Ascomycota; Dothideomycetes; Pleosporales; Lindgomycetaceae. Gene Ontology annotation, molecular function: structural constituent of ribosome; small ribosomal subunit rRNA binding. The coding region runs from base 67 to 522 and encodes 151 amino acids. Gene Ontology annotation, biological process: translation.
CAAGUACUAGCCCACAGCCCACAGCCCACAGCCCCUACUCUCUCUCCCCAUCACACUCGAUCCACUAUGGGAAGACUUCACAGCAAUGGAAAGGGUAUAUCGGCUUCGGCCAUCCCAUACUCUCGCACUCCUCCGCCAUGGCUCAAGACCACGCCCGACCAGGUUGUCGACCAGAUCUGCAAGCUCGCGAAGAAGGGUGCUACUCCUUCUCAGAUUGGUGUCGUUCUCCGUGACUCCCAUGGCGUCGCUCAAGUGAAGGUUGUCACUGGUAACAAGAUACUCCGAAUCUUGAAGGGAAGCGGCCUUGCACCUGAGAUCCCCGAGGAUCUCUACAUGUUGAUCAAGAAGGCUGUUGCUGUCCGCAAGCACUUGUCGAGCAACCGUAAGGACAAGGACUCCAAGUUCCGUCUCAUUCUCAUCGAAUCCCGUAUCCACCGUCUCUCCCGCUACUACAAGACUGUCGGUGCCCUGCCCCCGACCUGGAGGUACGAGAGCGCCACCGCUUCCACCUUGGUCGCAUAAAGGCACGUGGGUUGGAAUGGCGAUGGUUUAAUGAAGGCAAGCACCUGGUCGGAGUUUCAUGGAUGGAGGGAUGCCUAUCUGGCUUCAAUCACCAGUUCAUGGAUGGCUAUGCAGACUAAAAGGAAUCAAAGGCAUCACAUCUGAAAA